This is a messenger RNA of Nematolebias whitei (Rio pearlfish), 1838 nucleotides long. RefSeq names its product PWWP domain-containing DNA repair factor 3B. The record is from RefSeq and is a predicted model, not a curated record. The transcript has 14 exons. Bases 168 to 1838 code for a protein of 556 amino acids. NCBI's taxonomy places the organism in Eukaryota, Metazoa, Chordata, Actinopteri, Cyprinodontiformes, Rivulidae.
GCGUUUGGCAGUGAGUUGGUUCAGGCGCUACGAACCUGAUGUUCGCCUAAAAGAUCCACAAACAGGUUCGGAUCUGAAACUGAGGUGUAUCUGUCAGGUGUUCUGCCUGUGAGCAAUGAGAUCGAGGGACUUUUUUCUAUAGACGAACUGCAGCAGGCCACAAAACAAUGAAAGGUUGUAAAGCAAGGAAAAGAAAACCUAAACGAGCAUCUAAAGAGGAUGUCAUCACGAGCAAUAUCUCAUCACCAUCACAUGUAGAGGGGUCAGUUGUUGGUCCAAGUGAUGCUCUCUCUACUUCCUUAAAAAAAACACCAAAAAGAGCCAAGAGGCAAAGAGGGCAGAUCAAAAUAAUCGGUCUGACUUCCACACCGGUCCACGGCUCCUGCACUGUUUUAUCCGACAUUCCUCACCUCAGUCCCCAAAUAAGUGACGCGCAGCAGGAGUACAAAGAAACCACUAAUCCAAAGACACCAGAGGUAAAUUCACCGUGCUCCAACUCAAAAUCUCAAAGCAGAAAAAGGAGGGGUGGUUCUUCUAAGCCAAGACAAAUUGCACAAAAGGUAGCCAAGGAGCAGACUGAGGUCAGUGCACCUAAACGACGACGUGGGAGGCCACGGAAAUCUGAAACCGUAAAUUUAAAAGGAGAAACUGCAGUUCAGUCAGUCAAACGGUCGAGACCAAGAUUUGAACUGCCGGAUUCAUCAGAGCAAGAUGAGUCUCUGCUGUCUUCAGAUCUGUCCAUAGAGCUGAGUCACUAUGAAGAGCAGCUGCCUCGUUUGACCAUUCAGGAAGAUGAGAAGAGUGAUGAUGAGGAGGAAGAACUUCCAAGUUUUUUGAUGCAGACGGAUAAAAAGCCUUCAUCGAUCACAAAGGGAGUGUUUGUGUGGUGCAAAUUCAGAAAUUAUCCAUACUGGCCUGCAUGGGUGAAAAGUGUGAACCGUAAACAGAAAAAAGCCAGCAUCGUGUUUGUUGAUCAGGACUUCACAGGCAUUCAGAGAAAAGGGUUUGCUCUGGCUUUGAAAUCCAUGAAGCCUUUUGACUGUGAAGAAGCAGAUGAACUGGUGCAUACAGCCAAAGAAAUGUACAAUGCUGCCGUCAUGUGGUCCUUGGAACUUAUAGAGGACUACAGAAUCCGGAUUGCAUGUGGCUCAUUUUCUGGCUCCUUCAUUGAGUAUUUCAAUCAUGACAUGAGCUACCCAGUUCGGAGGACGUAUCCACAAGCGGCUUCAGAGAGACUAUCUAUUGCCAGUGAUACCACAAUUGAGGACCUUUGUGAUGAUCACGAGUAUCGCAUCAUUGAGAAAGAAGAAGACAUUUGCACGAGCACGAAGAGGCUGCUGCCUGACCGGACACACGCAGCCCAUAACCGUGCUAAUGAGAAGCUCGUACAUUUCAUUGUCAAGCAGCGCAUGGUGGAGCCCCACCUUCUGGCUGUGAUCCGUGGGCAGGAGCAGUCCAGAUGGCUUCGCGCUUUUCUGAAUGCCAAGCGGAGACGGGUUGUGAACCCAUACCUGGAAGAUGACCAGCAGCUGGACCAAGUCUACUGUUACCUAAACGAGCUCUACGCAACCACUGUGGCUAAGUCCCCUUGUCUAGCUGAGGUGAAACAAAUGGAUCAAGUCCCUUUUGUUCUGGAUGUCCUUCUACCUGAGGCUAUCAUCUACGCUAUUGCUGGGGUGGACAAUGUUUCAGUAAAAAAGGCAGAAGAAAAGUACCUUAAAGGACGAUGCAUCAGUAACCGAGAAAGGCAAGAGUUUGAUUUGAUGAUUGAACAACAAAUGAAGAGGAAACAAAGUCAGAAUACAGCGCUGGAGUUGUACUCAAACCCAGUCAUUUAG